CAUGCAGGCGGCAGGCCUGCCAGGACUCACAUCUGUUACAACUUCGGAAAGACCUCCUCGCCCGCGGCUUUGCGGCGUGCAGCCCCGGCCUUUGAUAACCUCAUACUCCGUACUACCUAUCUGCCGCUUCUGGUGCAUGUACAUUUCUAGUGUGAAGCUCACAGGUGUUAGGGUCGAUGUAGCUUGGCCUGCUCAAACCUAAAGAGGUAAAAAUGUCCAGAUCCGGUGGAGUACCCCACAGCUACCGGAGAAGCAACCUCUCCCCCCACCCUGUACAACCAUCAUUAUCACUUGCAGCGUAGUAAGAGUUGAGAGGAGGGGUCAAGCGAGCAGAAUGCCAAUAAGAUGACUGCUCUCCUCCCACGGCUCUCAUGUGCGUGGAAGAGGUCGAGCUCCUCAGUGACAGCCCGUUCGAGGAUAUUCUUCAGAAUCAUCACCGCUGGCACCUUCCGCACCUUCUCCAUUACUUCGCAGCGCAGACGGGAGUCAACUCGCCCGAGGAUGGAGGUCGAGCUCACAGCACCAAACGGCAAGAAGUGGACUCAGCCAUUAGGUCUCUUCAUCAACAAUGAGUUUGUUAAGAGCAGCAACGGGCAAACGAUUACGUCCAUCAAUCCUGCCACGGAAGAGGAGAUCUGCUCCGUCUUUGCUGCGACUGCUGAAGAUGUCGACGCUGCAGUAGCUGCCGCCCGCAAGGCGUUCAAGGACCCAUCAUGGAAGUCACUCUCCGGGACAGAGCGCGGCGCCCUGAUGCUGAAGCUGGCGGAUCUGGUGGCACAGCAUGCCGAAACCCUUGCCACCAUUGAGUGCCUCGAUAACGGCAAACCGUACUCAGGCGCCCUUAGCGAGAACGUGCCCGAAGUGAUCAACGUGCUCAAGUACUAUGCUGGCUAUGCCGACAAGAACUUCGGCCAGGUGAUUGAUGCCGGCCCGGCCAAGUUUGCCUACACCGUCAAGGAGCCUCUGGGUGUCUGCGCCCAGAUUAUCCCUUGGAAUUACCCUCUAGAUAUGGCUGCUUGGAAACUGGGCCCUGCGCUGUGCUGCGGAAACACGGUGGUGCUGAAGCUCGCUGAGCAGACGCCUCUCUCGAUGUUGUACGUUGCACGGCUCAUCAAAGAGGCUGGGUUCCCGCCGGGCGUGGUAAACAUCAUCAAUGGCCACGGACAAGAAGCCGGUGCGGCGCUCGUGCAGCACCCGCACGUCGACAAAGUCGCCUUUACAGGCAGCACCGCCACUGGCAAGCAGAUCAUGAAGAUGGCCUCCGCCACUAUGAAGAACAUCACCCUCGAGACAGGCGGCAAAUCUCCGCUCAUCGUGUUCGAGGACGCUGAUCUGGACCUCGCGGCGUACUGGUCGCACAUCGGCAUCAUGAGCAACCAGGGCCAGAUCUGCACCGCCACGUCACGUAUUCUGGUCCACGAGAAGGUGUACGACGCGUUCAUCGAUAAGUUCAAAUCCAAGGUCCAGGAGAUAUCAGUACUGGGAGACCCGUUUGAAGAGACGACGUUUCAAGGCCCACAGGUGACCAGGGCGCAGUUUGAGCGGGUGCUCUCGUACAUCAAGUCUGGGCAGGAAGAAGGCGCCACCAUCGUGCUGGGCGGCGAACCGGCACCGCAGAACGGCAAGGGCUUCUUCAUCGCGCCCACCGUAUUCACCGACGUAAAGCCGACCAUGAAGAUAUUCCGGGAGGAGAUCUUCGGGCCCUGCGUGGCGAUAGUCAGGUUCACCUCGGAGGAAGAUGCGAUCCAGCUGGCCAAUGACACGGAUUAUGGUUUAGGCGCAGCGCUCUUCACCAAGGACCUAACGCGGGCGCACCGGGUGGCCAGAGAGAUCGAGGCAGGAAUGGUCUGGAUCAACAGCAGUAAUGAUUCCGACUUCAGAAUCCCCUUCGGAGGUGUCAAGCAGUCGGGCAUUGGCAGGGAAUUGGGCGAGGCUGGGUUGGCGCCAUACUGCAAUAUCAAGGCCAUCCAUGUGAACAUGGCGGCAUGAUGGUCCAAGACUGCUGUGUAGGUAACUACAUUACCUACCUAGUCAAGAUGCCAUUGCAAAAUAUGCAGACAAGUGAUUGUUUCUGUGUGCUUGAGGAAGUAUCUUGAUUCUGAUGUUCUUAGUAAUGUUAGACGAUAUCGAUGCGAAAUAUCAGCAUAUAGGUUCUUUUGAUGAUCCCGUUAUGUCGGUUUCAUGGUUCGCUUCCUGUAGCAGAGCUUUUCCUUCACACAUAGCAGCAAGCUUAACAACCAC
Messenger RNA from Chaetomium strumarium, 2241 nucleotides. Its product is annotated as aldehyde dehydrogenase domain-containing protein. The record is from RefSeq and is a predicted model, not a curated record. Gene Ontology annotation, molecular function: aldehyde dehydrogenase (NAD+) activity. Lineage: Eukaryota; Fungi; Ascomycota; Sordariomycetes; Sordariales; Chaetomiaceae. The transcript is spliced from 4 exons. Gene Ontology annotation, biological process: polyamine catabolic process. Bases 346 to 1989 code for a protein of 547 amino acids.